Molecule: messenger RNA, 2310 nt
Organism: Strongyloides ratti
Lineage: Eukaryota; Metazoa; Nematoda; Chromadorea; Rhabditida; Strongyloididae
Product: UDP-glucuronosyl/UDP-glucosyltransferase family-containing protein
Exons: 3
Coding region: 1-2310 (769 amino acids)
Molecular function (GO): UDP-glycosyltransferase activity
Source: RefSeq, a predicted model, not a curated record
AUGUAUAUUUUUAAUUACUUACUAUUAUUUUCUUUAUCUUUUUAUACUUGGUCAUACAAAAUUCUUUUAUACAAUCCAAAAUUUAGUCAUUCACAUGUAAAUUUUGUAUCACAAAUUUCAGAUAUUCUUGUUGAAGCCGGACAUGAUGUCACGGUAAUAGUAACUGAAAUGGAUAUUAAUGUUAAACAUCCUGGAACAAAAAAUGGAAAAAUUUACAAAGCUUCAUCACAUCCAACAACAGUUGAAUUAAUGACAAACAAUGUUCUACUUACUGAUAUGUGGAAUAGAACAAAUGAUUUCAAUAGGCAAGUAGAAAUGAUGAAUCAAUUUAUGAAAGCAUGUAAUCUUCAAGCAAGGCACACUUUUUAUGAUAAAGAUUUAGAAACAUUUGUAAAAAGUCAAAAUUUUGAUAUUGCCUUCAGCGAACUUCUUCAUUCUCAUAUGUUUGGACUUUUUAAAGCUUGGGGAAUUAAAACUCAUGUAUCAGGAUGUGCUACAGCUUUAUUUGAUGCAAUGUAUGCACCAUUUGGUCUUCCAUUUCCUUCUUCUUAUGUACCUAAUUUAAUGAAUCCAUACACAGACAAAAUGACAUAUAAAGAAAGAUUCAAUAAUUUAAUAGCAAAUUUAAUAAACAAACUUUUUAUAUUUUUUAAAGGAAGAAAUAUGGUUCUUCAAGAUUUGUUUGAUGAAAAAUAUGGAGAAGGAAAAUAUGAGAUUCGGGAAUUAGUUGGAGAUUCAUCUUUUGUAUUUAUUAAUACGAAUCCUUUAUUUAAUUUACCCGGAGCAAAAACACCUAAGAUGAUUGAAGUUGGAGGAAUUGGAAUUUCUGAGUCAAUGCCAUUAGAUAACUUUUGGAAUAAAACUCUUAGUCUUCGUCAAAAAAAUGUACUUAUAUCUUUUGGUUCUAUUGCUAAAAGUUCUCUCAUGCCAGAACAUUUUAAAAAAUCUAUUAUUAAAACAAUAAAAACUCUUUCAAAUAUAACUUUUAUUUGGAAAUAUGAAACUCCAGAUGAUGGGAUUAGUGAUGGAGUUGACAACUUAAUAUUAAGCAAAUGGAUUCCACAAAAUGAUCUUUUAAAUGACUCAAGAAUGUCAUUAUUUAUUACUCAUGGUGGUUUGAAUUCAUUAACUGAAUUAGCCUAUCAAGGUGUUCCUGCCUUAGCAAUACCAAUGUUUUCAGAUCAAUUUGCCAACUCCAAGUUAUUAGAAAAAGCUGGAAUUGGUGAGAGUAUGCCAAGAGAUGAUCUCAAAGAUUCAGAUAAACUUAUUUCAACAAUAAUAAGUAUAAUAAAUAAUAAUGUUUAUAGAAAUAAUUCAAUGAAACUUUCUAAAAUGAUGAAAAAUUAUCCAUUUAAAGCUAGAAAAGAACUAACAAAAUACAUUGAAUUUGCUGCAGAAUUUGGAAAACUACCAAUUCCGGUUCCUGUCUGGGCUUAUGCUGAUAAUAAUGUUGAAUGUAUAAAGUUAAAAGUUUCUGCCACACUUACUCUUGCAUAUUUUCAAAAAGGUGAACAAACAAAAAGUUAUGCUUCUGUUCCUUUAUUAUCAAAUUCAGCUGUUGAUAAAGAUAACUCAUCAUGUCAAAUUUUAAGAAAAGUUAAUUCAUUUAAUAUAAUGAGUCAAGUUUUAUCAUUAAAAUAUCCAAGUAAAUAUCCUGGUUGGGGAAUAACUUUUUAUUUUACAAAUGAUACUAAAUUAUUCAAAAUUACUGAUAAUUAUUUUGGACUUUAUCAAAUUCAAAUAAAUGCUAAUUUUAGUAGUAUGCCAAAUACAUUUAUUAAUCCACAAUUGAAAACACAUGUAUAUACAUCACGGCUAAAUCUUGAUGAUAAUGAUAAUUUAAUAAAUUCUAUUUAUGCACAUAAAGAUCAUUCAUAUUCUUGUCCUAGUAGUCAAGUAUUUGAAUUAAUAGGUCCACAAGAAGACAUUUUAGAAGCUAGUAUUAAAUUAAAAAAUUUUCGAGUUCAGGCAUUUACAUCUAUUGAUGUGUCAAAUGAUGAUGGUAAUUUAAAAUAUUCUUACAAUUAUGAAAUAAAAAAAAUAUUAUCAACUACUACUUCAAUUUUUCAAACAAAAGAAAUAUGUCCAAUUGAUCAGACGGAGGUGGAUUUAGUACCAAUUGUAGCAGGAAGUAUUCUUGUCGGAUUAAUUUUAAUAAAUCUUAUUUUUUACCUAGUUUAUCGUUGCCGAUUAACUAAUGAAGCCCUUAUGAUAGUAAAUGAUAAUUCUCAUUUUACAGAUAAAAUUUAUGAUAAGAAGAUUGGCGAUUUUAAUAGCCUUGAUAAUUUUUUUAUUUCUAAUACAGAAUAA